Capsella rubella is the source of this 1248-nucleotide messenger RNA. Its product is annotated as phosphoribosylaminoimidazole-succinocarboxamide synthase, chloroplastic. The record is from RefSeq and is a predicted model, not a curated record. Gene Ontology annotation, biological process: 'de novo' IMP biosynthetic process. Gene Ontology annotation, molecular function: phosphoribosylaminoimidazolesuccinocarboxamide synthase activity. Gene Ontology annotation, cellular component: cytoplasm; chloroplast stroma. Lineage: Eukaryota; Viridiplantae; Streptophyta; Magnoliopsida; Brassicales; Brassicaceae. The transcript has 12 exons.
AUGGCUCAGUGUGUGAGGUCAACUCUAGAUCCUUUGAGAACACCCAAGAGCGUUACUAGGACAGUGUCUGUAAAAACCCCAGCUUUUGCGUCAGUCUCGUUCUUGAGAACAUUACCGAAGUUCAAGAAAUACCCAAAACCCUGUUCAUUGGUUAUGGCUUGCUAGGGCAAGGCCCAAAACCAGCAGGAGGGGAGACCACAACUGUCUCUUGAUGAUUUAGUCACGAGUAACCGAAAGGGAGAGGUUCUUGGCACAAUCAAAGACUCGCUGUCAAAUUGUCUCUCUGAGACGAAUCUUCUAGAGACUGUUCCUGGUCUGAAAUCUAGAAUCAGGGGAAAGGUCAGAGAUAUUUAUGAUGCUGGUGAUUAUCUGGUUCUUAUUACAACUGAUCGGUUGAGUGCAUUCGACAGAAAUCUUGCUUCAAUUCCCUUCAAAGGCCAGGUUCUUAAUGAGACAAGUUUGUGGUGGUUCAAUAACACACAGCACAUAACUCCAAAUGCAAUUGUUUCAUCUCCUGAUAGAAAUGUUGUUAUCGCAAAGAAAUGCUCGGUUUUUCCCAUAGAGUUUGUGGUUAGAGGAUAUGUGACUGGAAGUACUGACACGUCAUUAUGGACGGUUUACAAUAAAGGUGUUCGGAACUACUGUGGGAAUGAGCUCUCAUAUGGAUUAGUAAAAAACCAGAAGCUUCCAGCUAAUAUACUUACACCAACAACUAAGGCAGCGGAUCAUGAUGUGCCCAUCUCUCCAAAUGAGAUAGUUGAACGUGGAUUCAUGACUCAAGCUGAUUUUGAUGAAGCAAGUAUGAAAGCUUUGAGCUUGUUUGAGUUUGGGCAGCGGGUUGCCAAGCAUCAUGGACUGAUACUGGUGGACACAAAGUAUGAGUUUGGAAGAAGUAGUGAUGGCUCAAUCUUAUUGAUUGAUGAGAUUCAUACACCCGAUUCCAGCAGAUACUGGCUUGCAGGUUCAUAUGAAGAGCGCUUUCAAAAAGGCCUGGAGCCUGAAAAUGUUGAUAAGGAGUUUCUAAGAUUGUGGUUCAAAGAGAACUGCAAUCCGUAUGAGGACGAGAUCCUGCCAGCUGCCCCUGCAGAACUCGUGACUGAAUUAGCUUGGCGGUACAUUUUCUUGUAUGAAACUAUUACUGGAUCAAGAACUGACAUUAUUCCAACUCAGGAACCGAUACAUGACCGGAUCUCAAGAAACACAAGACAAACACUUUCAUCUCUCGGUCAACUUUGAUCUUUAAUAACC